Eruca vesicaria subsp. sativa (arugula) is the source of this 774-nucleotide messenger RNA. NCBI's taxonomy places the organism in Eukaryota, Viridiplantae, Streptophyta, Magnoliopsida, Brassicales, Brassicaceae. The record is from the annotation of a GenBank genome assembly.
GGAAAGUAUACCGGAGACAUUUGAUAGGGAAAGCAAACACACCAUAAAACCCUAAGUCUAUAUAAAUCAUAUACCUCCCCCUUCACUUGUUCGUCGCCGUCUUCAAAAACUCUAAGCUUACAAUCUCCUUCGAGAUCUCCAUCAACAUCUGCUAAAAUGAAGGUUGUCGCAGCGUACUUGCUCGCCGCUUUGAGCGGAAAAGCUUCCCCCACCAGUGCCGAUAUCAAGGCCAUCCUAGGAUCUGUUGGUUGUGAAACCGAUGACUCUCAGAUUGAGCUUUUGUUGAAGGAACUCAGUGGCAAAGACUUGUGUGACGUGAUUGCCUCCGGAAGGGAGAAGUUGGCGUCUGUUCCAAGCGGUGGUGGUGUUGCCAUGGCUUCUGCUCCAUCUGCUGGUGGUGGAGGCGGUGCUGCUCCUGCAGCUGAGGCCAAGAAGGAAGAGAAGAAAGAAGAGAAGGAAGAAUCCGACGAUGACAUGGGUUUCAGUCUGUUCGAGUAAGAAGGCAGUAAUGCUUGUUGGCUUCUGAUUUUGUCAUCGUUUUCAUUUUCUGUUAAACCUUUAUGGUAUUGUUUCUUAGUUUGUACUCGGGUUAUCUUUUUGACAUUCCUGCAAUUCUCAAGAUACUUUUGAUUAAUACCAUAAUCCGCGCAUCUGUUUUUCAGUUUUUUGGUUUUACCUUUUUUAGAUCGGCGUUUACAUAUUAAGUGUUCUCGCUAAAAGUUGAUUUUACAAAAACACAAUUACCAGUUAAUGACGAAGAAGUAUGAUCUUGGC